CAAUUCGCGUAUAAGCACUGUAUUAGUUCGAAUAAUCGAAAUUGCUCGUGUCCUAACGAGUCCACUUCCUUGAUUGAUUUGGCUUGUCGAUUCGUUUGUCGCUUCGGCUGUAACGUAAUCGUGAGACCAUGUCUUUUCUCUAUAGACAGGAGAUAAAGUCGCUGCAGGAAGGAAUGCAAAACGCUUUCGUGAUCGGUGUGGUUAUAAACAGCACGAACACGAGAGCGAUCGACUCCAGUCGAACGAGGUUUCACAAAGGCGACCGUAGCGUGUGGACAUUCACGUUGCGCGAUUCCGAGGAGGACUUUAUUAACGUGACGGUAUGGGGUAGCGCGGAAUUUAUAACGAAAGUAUCGUCCGCUUACAAUAUGGGAUCCGUAGUGGAAGUGAUAAGUGCGAAGAUAGUGAAGCGUCAAGCCAACGACAGAAACGAGGAAUUCGUGCCGUCGACCAGCAGCCCCUUCGUUCUGAUCGUGAACGAAGGCGCGGCGAUUAUACAGCAUCACGAUGCACCCACUCGCGAACAAUACGCGAGCUUGCUGACGCGGCCUGUGAAAAGUGUCGGGUCCGCGAAGAGUCUGAAAACUAUACUGGAGAACAUCGAGGCGCUGUGCGACCGAUUCGUCGAUCUUUUCGUCGUGGUCACGUUUGUCGCGGAUGCGCGUAACAUAACCACGCGAGACGGACGGUCUUUAACGUGCCGCAGUUUUGAAGUUGCGGACGGAUCGACGGACAAUACGGUGUCUUUGAUAUUGUGGGAGAAGGACUGGGUUGAGAGAUCCGCAUUUUGGGAACCGAAGCAAACGGUAUUGUUCCUGACCGACGCUCGCAUCGCGUAUGAUGAAUAUAAGAAGAAAACGGCGCUGAGCGUAGCAAGGCGAACGUUGAUCACAGAAUGCUCGAACAUACCGCAGGCGGCAGAGCUUAAAAGCACAGUGGAGCAUUACGAUCCAGAUUCGAUGAGCAGCGACCCGUUCGCCGUACCGAAUCCGGAUACUAUUACAACUGUAAUGACGAUACAACAAAUCACGGAGAAAUUACGAAAAAAGUCGAGCACGGAUUUGGAAAGAUUGCAGUUCGCGGCGAUCGUGAAAGCUUCGGUGACCGAGAUGAAUCUAGGAGAUUUGUCCAGUGUGAUAUCCAUAAAAUGCGCUCUCUGUAAAAAGAUCGUCGCGCGCGUUCAAGAUUCUUGUAUGGAUUUGAACUGUCCAUCCGGCAAUGGAAUGCGAUCGCCUUUGAACACCGUUAAGUUCAACGUGAAAGUCAAUUUAAAGGACGACACCGGAUAUCUCAUCGGAUGCCGCUUGACUGGCGACUUCGCCGAGCGUGUCCUGGGCUGCACGCUCGAUGAAUUUCAGGCAAUGACGGUGGAACAACGCGAAGAGUUACAAUGGAUGUACCUGUUGGAGAAAUGUGAGGUUCGCCUGCACAUUCUUGGGCCGACGUCCGUUUUCCCGCGUGCUAUGUACAAUGUUCUGUCCAUUCAUCGUUCUCGGGGUGAAGAAGCGGAACAACAGUCGGAACAGAGUGUGACAUUGUCCGAGUGUUAAAAAAACGUUUCUCGCUUUUUCUAGUUGUUCUGACUCGAUAAAAAUUCUUCCCUUUAUUACGUUCCUCGUGUUAUAUAUACAUAAAGAUGUUACUUAAAUAUGUCGUUAUGAAGUGUAACAAUCCGUAACUACGAGAUUGUUGUUAACUUUUGUUAUCGUUUUUCGUCGUCUUCGAAAUAUCUCUAACGUAUGUAUUCCUUACGACAUCAUAGUUUAUUUCAUAAAGAAGUUUCUUACCAACAGAUAAGAGAAAGGAUGUUUGAGAAACAUGUUUUACUUAAAUAAGAAUUUCUUCAUUUUCGCCUAAUAUAUGCGUUCAUUGACGUAGAGAAACUAUGUAACAUAUUACAUAAAUGAAUAUAUAUUGUUUGAU
Messenger RNA from Dinoponera quadriceps, 1923 nucleotides. It is a transcript of the gene hdm, whose product is annotated as meiosis-specific with OB domain-containing protein. NCBI's taxonomy places the organism in Eukaryota, Metazoa, Arthropoda, Insecta, Hymenoptera, Formicidae. The transcript has 8 exons. Gene Ontology annotation, molecular function: single-stranded DNA binding; single-stranded DNA 3'-5' DNA exonuclease activity. The coding region runs from base 129 to 1550 and encodes 473 amino acids. Gene Ontology annotation, biological process: resolution of meiotic recombination intermediates. The record is from RefSeq and is a predicted model, not a curated record.